Messenger RNA from Ilex paraguariensis (yerba mate), 456 nucleotides. The record is from the annotation of a GenBank genome assembly. Lineage: Eukaryota; Viridiplantae; Streptophyta; Magnoliopsida; Aquifoliales; Aquifoliaceae.
AUGGAGCAGGAAAUGAAGGAGAGAAAGAGAAGUGAGAUAAGGGAAGGUGACCAAGAGAAAUGGGUGUAUAAUUCAUCUGUGGAUCACAAGGGAAAGGUUCCUCUUCGAGCUUCGACCGGUGUAUGGAUUGCUGCACUCUUCAUUAUAACGAUCGAGGUCAGCGAGAGACUAAGCUUUUUCGGACUGUCAACAAAUCUUAUCACAUACCUCACAAAAGUAAUCCAGCAGGACCUAAAAACAGCAGCAAAGAAUGUCAAUUACUGGUCUGGAGUGACCACGAUGAUGCCUUUGAUUGGAGGGUUCAUAGCCGACGCCUACACUGGCCGAUUUGCUAUGAUUUUGAUUUCAUCUGCCAUAUACAUUAUGGGUCUAGGCCUAUUGACAAUGUCUCGUUUCAUCCCAAGCCUAAAACCCUGUGCCACAGAUUCAUGCCACAGCCCAAGGUUCAUGAAGUGA